Molecule: messenger RNA, 663 nt
Organism: Plasmodium malariae
Lineage: Eukaryota; Apicomplexa; Aconoidasida; Haemosporida; Plasmodiidae
Product: conserved Plasmodium protein, unknown function
Exons: 6
Coding region: 1-663 (220 amino acids)
Source: RefSeq, a predicted model, not a curated record
AUGCCUACACAAGCGAAAGCGAGACCUGAAAAACUCACUGCAAUAAGAAACUACUUACAAAACUUUGACUAUAAAAAUGAAAAAGAAAGCAUUAAUGGCUUCGUGGAGCUGCUCAAGGAUAUUGAUAUAAAAAUGGUGGUGUUUGAUUUCGACCUGACCAUAAUAGGAGCACAUUCAGGAGGGUACAUCGACAAGUCGAACGACAUAAAAAACAUAGGACUGGCUGUUACUAAUCACUUCAAAAUUUUUUCGAAGGCUUUGUACGAGAAUGGCAUUAAAAUUGCCGUCGCCACGUUCUCAGAUGACGAGGCCAUUAGCAGCAGAAGAGGAAAGUCCACAACUCUUAUUGCCGGUGAAGAUCUAGUCCAACACUGUAUAAAGAAAAGCAAGUGUGAAACUAAGAUAGAAAAAGUCUACGCAUACUACCCAUAUUACUAUAGAGAACCCAAAAAAUAUAAAGCCUUGGGGCUUCAAAAACCUAUGAGCAAUGACAAAUCGUUUCAUCUUGAGAAGAUACGACAAGAAUUUGAUGUAAACAUAGACGAGAUAAUAUUUAUUGAUGACGAUGUGAAGAACUGUGUUUCUGCCAAGAAAGAGGGGUACAUUACUUUUAACGUAACAGGAAAGGAUGGCUUUAAUUUCAAGAACAUAAAAAUUUUGUAG